Molecule: messenger RNA, 3017 nt
Organism: Schistosoma spindalis
Lineage: Eukaryota; Metazoa; Platyhelminthes; Trematoda; Strigeidida; Schistosomatidae
Source: the annotation of a GenBank genome assembly
ACUUCCCUUUUAGGCGCUCCCCACGGAAUAGUCGGUUUUGUCUAGAAUGGAGCAGGGAUAUGAAAAACGUCUGUUAGGGUCUCCUUAUAAAUCGCCCAUUAAAACAGUUAGCCCCAUGAAAACUCCAACGAAGGAAAAUUACAUGGACCGAUACAUCCCACUAAGAGCAAAUGCACGUUGGAAAACGUCGACAUCUUUCGAGCAAACAAAUAGUAAUCCAACACGUAAGCUGUUUCAAGCUAGUCGCGGAAAUACUGAUGGGCUCAGUAAUGAUGUUGAUUCUCCUAAUCAGAAUGGCUAUCAAAGUCACGGUCUCGCAUCUUUUACUGGAGAAAGUAACUGGGGAACAUCUGGUAUCAAUUCGGCCGUGCAGGAGCCUGCACCACCCACAGAAGCGAGAGGCUGUGACCUUCUCUCUGCUCUUGUAGCCAAUGAACUUGAGGAAGCUUCAUUAGGUGGGGCUUAUAGCCCUGUGAAUUCAAGAUGCAGUUUCGGCAAUUCCGGCGUUCUGGCAGCUAGAGAAAACAACAAUAUGUUUUCCUUCAAGCUUAGAAGAGAGAGUCCAUGUAAACUGAAAACAUCUCCCUAUACCAUGUCUCCGGUAUCUGAAAAAAGUCAGCAUUUGCUAAAGUUCCCACAAAAACAAGCGCGUAAAAUAUCUCGGGUACCGUAUAAAGUUCUAGAUGCUCCCGAGCUACAAGAUGAUUUUUACCUUAAUCUUGUUGAUUGGUCUUCUCAAAAUGUACUGGCAGUUGGGUUGGGAACAUGUGUUUACUUGUGGAAUGCUUUCACUAGCCAGGUCACUCGUUUGUGUGAUGUUUCUGGAGAAACCGAUGUUAUUUCAUCUGUUGCGUGGUCCAAAAAGGGUAGUCAUUUAGCGAUCGGCACUUACCGUGGUCAUGUUCAAAUAUGGGAUGUAACUAAAACUUCCUGCAUACGCUCACUAAACGGACAUAUCGCUCGUGUCGGUGCUUUGGCGUGGAAUGCUGAUCUUUUGGCAUCUGGCAGCAGAGACCGUUAUAUUCUGUUACGUGAUACACGUGCUUCAGCUAAUUCUGGUGGUGGACCCACUGGUCAUCUUCCUACCACGAAUCCCUCUAAUACUUCUGUAUUAACUGCUGAACUUGCUGAUAGAGAUGAGAUUAUGACUGAUUUCAAUUCCAUUAGUUCACCGAGUCACAUUGAUCAAGUAGAAAGUGAUCCAAACUAUCCACGGGCUUCAACACCUAUGGUAUCGAUCAGUAGUGACCUUCCAGAAGUUGAUCCUCCAAGUACACCAGCUCAAAUGGAUAUAGACAUGCUUGGGUUUCGAGAUACGGAUCAUGCUUCAUCAUGGUCUGCCGCAAGGACGUCAGCAAAUUCCACUGUCACCCAGACUACUGCUUUACAGUCGAUCGAAAAUGGGACAGAUCGUCUUGUUCCUGGAGCAGUACGUGUGCUAAAGGAUCAUAGACAAGAGGUGUGUGGGUUAAAAUGGUCUCCGGACAGCCAGUAUUUAGCAUCAGGAGGUAAUGACAAUCGUCUACUCGUUUGGAGUCAACAUGCACCAUCUACUGGUGGCCCUGUCUUAACUUACGAAGAGCAUGUGGCCGCUGUCAAAGCAAUUGCAUGGUCUCCUCAUCAACAUGGGUUACUCGCAAGUGGAGGUGGUACAGCUGAUCGUUGUAUUCGAUUUUGGAAUACAUUAACUGGUCAGGCUUUACGUAGCGUUGAUACUGGAAGUCAGGUUUGUAAUAUUGCCUGGUCCAUACAUAGUAACGAAUUGGUCAGUACACAUGGUUACUCACAGAAUCAAAUUCUUGUUUGGAGAUAUCCUAGUCUAACACAGUUAGUCAAAUUGGUUGGGCAUUCAUAUCGUGUGCUGUACUUAGCAAUCAGUCCAGAUGGUGAGAACAUAGUAACUGGUGCAGGAGAUGAAACACUUCGCUUCUGGAAUAUAUUUACUAAAGCCAAAACUCCAAAAAUGCAACCAUCUUCACUGAACUUAUUCAAUGGGAUUAGAUGAUCUAUCUAAAAAAGAAGUCUUUCAAAACUUAUGGAUAUUUCUCCGAUGUGUUUUGUUCUACUUAGUAAAUAUAUGUAUCAUCAACAAUGUGCGCACAUUAAUUAUAUGCUAUCCAUACAUAUUACUUGACUAUAUUAUUCAUUUCUGUAAAUAUAUGAUUACUUAUUGAUAGAAAUUUCAAAUAUUUUAAUAACUAUAUAUUCCAUCAUUAACAAUUACAUUCUGAUCGUAUGUAUCAACGCCAUAACUCUUAUUUCCUAUAGGUCUUGAACUUCUAACUUUUACUUCAGUCAGUUCAAUUGUAUGCAAAAUUAUAUGGUUGCUUCUUACUUUUGUCUUUACUUAUUACAUAUUGAACGAAACAAAAUAGUAAUCAUUAAUUUAUAUUUUCCUCACAAUUGCUUGUCUUUGUGAAAUUGUACUUAUAAUAUAUUUCUUAGUUUUGUAAUUCCUUUAAAUAACACAUUGUGUGAGCCACUGUGUAUCUGUUCAUCCUAGUCAUUUGUGACAGCUUUUUCUUUUCUUUUAGUCUAUUUGUAUUUUUCUUUUGGCUGUCUGUGUCGUAUUUAGUUCAACUCCUUUGACACUGUGAUAGUCUUCCUCAUAAUAAUAAUAACAAUAAUAUAUAUGUACAUAUAUAUAAUGUGCAGCGAAAAUAAAACAUCGUCUUAGCUAUUAUUGUUUCUUUGGUGUACUACUCAAUGUGGUUUAGUCACAUAUUUAUUCCAUACAAAAACACAGGUGCUCCUAUCAAUUGAUACUUGCGGUAAAAUAUUGACGAAUUGAUGUGUAAAUUACUUGUUUUGCAAAUUAGUGUAUUAAAUUAUCUGAAAAUCUGGUUCAGGAAUUUAUCAUUCAUUGAUUAUAACCGUCUUAUCCUAAUGGAUGGUAUUGAUGAAAAGAAUGCAAUUCUGGACGUUGAUCGUGUUGUUAGUUAUCAUCACUAAGAUUGAGAAAUCCAUGUAGUGAUUCUAAGAGAGGUUUGUCAAUAAAAUACGUUUAUUCAGUCAAA